Molecule: messenger RNA, 1896 nt
Organism: Dendrobium catenatum
Lineage: Eukaryota; Viridiplantae; Streptophyta; Magnoliopsida; Asparagales; Orchidaceae
Product: sugar transport protein MST6
Exons: 1
Coding region: 255-1781 (508 amino acids)
Biological process (GO): monosaccharide transmembrane transport
Cellular component (GO): membrane
Molecular function (GO): monosaccharide transmembrane transporter activity
Source: RefSeq, a predicted model, not a curated record
GAGGACAUCAUAAACGGCAAAAAAACCGAUGAUCCUCCCUUAAAAUAGGAAAAAGGAUAAAGACAAGGCUUUUUCUUCGAUCAAUGGAUAGAAUAGAUGAGCUUAUAAAUAGCUUGGAUUGGAAGGAGGGAUAUCAAAGCUUUCUUCCUCCAUUGAUCAUUAGUUCUCAAAGAAUUAAUUUCUAAGCUCCUUCCUCUCACCCCUUCAAUAUAAUUUCUUAAUUCUGCUUUAAAACUACUACAUAGAGAUCAAUCAUGGCAGUCGGAGAAGUAGGGAAUCCUACAAACGGAAAGGAAUACCCCGGCAAGAUGACAGCUUUCGUAUUCCUAGCAUGUUUAGUCGCCGCCACCGGUGGUCUCAUAUUUGGUUAUGACAUCGGCAUCUCCGGCGGAGUCACAUCGAUGGACUCUUUCCUUAUUCGAUUCUUCCCAUCAGUGUACCGCCAACAGAAGGAAAGAUUAUCUACUAAUGAGUAUUGCAAAUUCAAUAGCAAUCUCCUUACCCUUUUCACGUCGUCCCUAUAUCUGGCGGCCCUUGUCGCAUCCUUCUUCGCCUCGACUGUGACAAGAGCGUUCGGUCGCAAAUGGUCCAUGUUCGGCGGCGGCCUCAUCUUCCUUAUCGGCGCAACCCUCAACGGUGCGGCAGUGAACUUGCUGAUGCUAAUCCUCGGCCGCAUCCUCCUCGGCAUCGGCGUCGGUUUCGCCAACCAAUCAGUGCCUGUCUACCUUUCGGAGAUGGCUCCAGCUAGGCUCCGCGGCAUGCUCAAUAUUGGCUUCCAGAUGAUGAUCACAAUUGGCAUCCUCGCCGCAAAUCUCAUCAACUUCUGGAUGGCCCAGAUCAAAGGGGGAUGGAGCUGGCGCGUGAGCCUUGCGCUUGCUUCCGUGCCCGGCGCCAUUAUCGCGAUUGGCGCAUUGGCUCUCCCUGAGACCCCAAACUCUCUAAUUGAACGCGGGCAUGAGGAGGCGGCCAAGGCCAUGCUCCGCAAAGUGCGUGGCACUGAUCAAAUACAUGAGGAAUUCCAUGAUCUUGUAAUCGCCAGUAACGACUCCAAGGCGGUGAAGCAUCCAUGGAAAAAGAUCACAGAGCGUAGGUAUCGACCACAACUAACAAUGGCAAUACUUAUCCCUUUUUUUCAACAGAUCACAGGCAUAAACGCGAUCAUGUUCUAUGCUCCUGUGCUCUUCAAAACCAUAGGCUUCGGAGACCAGGCUUCCCUCAUAUCUUCUGUUAUCACCGGCUUGGUGAACUUGGUUGCCACAUCUGUGUCGAUUGUAUCAGUAGACAAGUUGGGGCGACGUGCUCUGCUUUUAGAAGGCGGCGUUCAAAUGUUUAUCAGCCAGGUAAUUGUGGGAAUGCUCAUCGGAAUUAAGUUCGGAGUGACCGGAGCACACACGGAGUUGUCAAGAAGCUACGCCGGGUUGGUGGUAGCAUUCAUUUGCAUCUAUGUGGCCGCUUUUGCUUGGUCUUGGGGGCCGCUCGGGUGGCUUGUGCCGUCGGAGAUCUUCCCGUUGGAGAUUAGGUCGGCGGGCCAGAGCAUCAACGUAUCGAUGAACAUGUUUUUCACAUUCAUCAUAGCUCAGUUGUUCCUCAAGAUGCUCUGUCUGAUGAAAUUCGAACUUUUUUUCUUCUUUGCUGGCUGGGUUAUGAUAAUGACAGUAUUUGUGGCGUUUUUCUUGCCGGAGACGAAGAACGUUCCGAUUGAGGAGAUGGAAUUCGUGUGGAAGAAGCAUUGGUUUUGGGGCAAGUUCAUCCCUGAUAAAGCUUUGCACGUUGCCGCAUAAUUAAGCAUAUACGCCAUCCAAUCUUUUAUUUUAUGGUUGUCCAAAAGUUUUUUUUUUUCAAUUAUUUUGUGGUUGAUUUAAACAAUCACACAAUCUAAUUCUUUUAUUCUCUUCU